Myotis davidii is the source of this 2791-nucleotide messenger RNA. RefSeq names its product kinesin family member 2C (gene KIF2C). Bases 154 to 2319 code for a protein of 721 amino acids. The record is from RefSeq and is a predicted model, not a curated record. The transcript has 21 exons. Gene Ontology annotation, biological process: microtubule-based movement. Lineage: Eukaryota; Metazoa; Chordata; Mammalia; Chiroptera; Vespertilionidae. Gene Ontology annotation, molecular function: microtubule motor activity; microtubule binding; ATP binding.
AGCGAGGCCGGCGACGGCGUGACGAAGCGCAGGGACGCUGGCGCGCGGGGUUUAAACUGCGGCGGUUUACGGGCGUUAGGACUUCGUCGAGUUAGGGGAGUUGGAGGUUCUCGGUGCUUUUUUCCCCCGGCGCAUCUGCCGACUGACUGCCCAAUGGACUCGACGCUUCAGGCCCGCUUGUUUCCCGGUCUCGACAUCAAGAUCCAGCGCAGUAAUGGCCUAAUUCACAGUGCCAAUGUAAGGACUGUGGACUUGGAGAAAGCCUGUGUUUCAGUGGAAUGGAUAGAAGGAGGUGCCACAAAGGGCAAAGAGAUUGAUUUUGAUGAUGUGGCUGCAAUAAACCCAGAACUCUUACAGCCUCUUCCCUUACACCCGAAGGAUAAUCUGCCGCUGCAGGUGAAUGUCAUGAAACAAAAGCGCAGAUCAGUCAACUCCAAAAUUCCCGCGCCAAAGGAAGGUCUCCGAAGCCGCUCCACUCGCAUGUCCACCCUCUCAGAGGUUCACAUCACCCCUAAGGAGGAUGGUAUGGAGGUAGACCUGCCCGUGCGUGCCAAUUCCCGCAAGCAGUUCUUAGUUCCCACUGGCCCCCCUAGGAACUCCUGCCCUGCAGUGGCUGAAAUACCAUUUACGAUGGUCAGCGAGGAGGUAGAAGAGCAAGUCCAUUCCAUGCGAGGCAGCUCUUCUGCAAACCCGGUGAACUCAGUUCGGAGAAAAUCAUGUAUUGUGAAGGAAAUGGAAAAAAUGAAGAACAAACGAGAAGAGAAAAGGGCCCAGAUCUCUGAAAUGAGAACAAAGCGAGCUCAGGAGUAUGACAACAGCUUUCCAAACUGGGAAUUUUCCCGGAUGAUUAAGGAAUUUCGGGCUACGUUGGAUUGUCAUCCCCUUACUAUGACUGAUCCUAUAGAAGAGCACAGGAUAUGCGUUUGUGUUAGGAAGCGCCCACUGAAUAAACAAGAACUGGCCAAGAAAGAAAUUGAUGUGAUUUCUGUUCCUAGCAAGUGUCUCCUCUUCGUACACGAGCCCAAGUUAAAAGUGGACUUAACAAAGUAUCUGGAGAACCAGGCGUUCUGCUUUGACUUUGCAUUUGAUGAAACAGCUUCAAAUGAAGUCAUCUAUAGGUUCACAGCAAGGCCACUGGUACACACAAUUUUCCAAGGCGGAAAAGCGACCUGUUUUGCAUAUGGCCAGACGGGAAGUGGCAAGACACAUACUAUGGGCGGAGGCCUCUCUGGGAAAGCCCAGAAUGCAUCCAAAGGAAUCUAUGCAAUGGCCUCCCAGGAUGUCUUCCUCAUGAAGAAUCAGCCCCGCUACCGGAAUCUGGGCCUGGAAGUCUAUGUGACGUUCUUUGAGAUCUAUAAUGGGAAGCUGUUCGAUUUGCUGAACAAGAAGGCCAAGCUGCGCGUGCUGGAGGAUGGAAAGCAGCAGGUGCAGGUGGUGGGGCUGCAGGAGCACCUGGUUAGCUGUGCUGACGAUGUCAUCAAGAUGAUCGACAUAGGCAGUGCCUGCAGGACCUCUGGGCAGACAUUUGCCAACUCCAACUCUUCCCGCUCUCAUGCCUGCUUCCAGAUUCUCCUUAAAGCCAAAGGGAGAGUGCAUGGCAAGUUCUCUUUGGUGGAUCUGGCAGGGAACGAACGAGGUGCAGACACUUCCAGUGCUGACCGGCAGACCCGCAUGGAAGGCGCAGAAAUCAACAAAAGUCUCCUGGCUCUGAAGGAGUGCAUCAGGGCCCUGGGACAGAACAAGGCUCACACCCCUUUCCGCGAGAGCAAGCUGACACAGGUGCUACGGGACUCCUUCAUCGGGGAGAACUCAAGGACCUGUAUGAUUGCCAUGAUCUCACCAGGCAUAAGCUCCUGUGAAUAUACUUUAAAUACACUAAGAUACGCAGACAGGGUCAAGGAGCUGAGCCCCCACAGCGGGCCCAGUGGGGAGCAGCCAAUUCAAAUGGAAACAGAAGAGACAGAAGCCAACUCUCAGGAGUCUCUGAUCACAAGCAACUUUUCCAAGGAAGAAGAGGAACUGUCUUCCCAGAUGUCCAGCUUUAAUGAAGCCAUGACUCAGAUCAGGGAGCUGGAGGAGAGGGCCAUUGAAGAGCUCAAGGAGAUUGUCCAGCAAGUGCCAAGCUGGCUUGACCUCUCCGAGAUGACCGAGCAGCCCGACUACGACCUGGAGACUUUUGUGAACAAGACAGAGUCUGCCCUGGCCCAGCAAGCCAAGCACUUCUCAGCCCUGCAAGAUAACAUCAAGGCCUUACGCUUGGCCAUGCAGAUGGAAGAACAGGCCAGCAAGCAAAUAAGCAGCAAGAAACGGCCCCACUGACGACUGCAAAUAAAGAUAUUUGGUGUCACACCCAGCCUUUUCACCACCCCACUUCUCCCCAGUGAACUGUGUGCACCUGGUUCUGAGCUCAGACAGGCUUUGGUAAAUGCCAAGUAUUGGGGCAUCAGAGCCAGGGCAGCUGGGGAGAUCAGAGUGACAUGGGACGCUACUUUCCUUCCUCCAUUGUAGUCCUGAAGGGAGCAAGGACGAGAAGAGGAAACUUUUAACUAUCCUGUGUGGCCCUUCUUUCCAAGUGGGGAAGGCUCGUUGGCAUAGAACUUUCUCUUGGUCAGCAUUCUGCCUGAGUGGACUGGCUGCUGGCGGCUGUGACCUGCCAUCCUUGGUCUGGGCACUAAAGUGUCUUAUACUUUUAAACCUCUUCGUUCCUUGCUUUGCUGUUUUAAGGUCUAAGACGAUCUCUAUUGUUUUUUGUUUUGUGGUUACACAUUGUGUCUAACAAUAAAGAAAGAGG